AUGUUUGAUCACUUUACCCAAAACCCUCCUGUGGCUGCUGAACCUCCACCUCCGCGGAAAGUCCUAAGGUUUGAUAAGGGCUACUGGAAGACAAUGCCGGGUAUCUUAAAAAUUGUGGAAGUGGUCUCAAAUAUGGUUGGCUUUAUAUGUAUAAAGAUUUCUUUUGCGUGGUUGUCAGCAAUCUUCUACAAUAUUUUAUACUGGGUCGGGAAUAUCAUAACGGUUUUCCUAUUCCUAAUGUAUACAUUUCACUUUGUGGAAAAAUACGACCGAUGGCCGUGGCAUAAGUUUGAGUUCUUCUUCUGUUCGGCAAUGUCCUUGGCUUAUAUUGGAACAUCUAUAUUUGCAACAACAUUAGGAGAAAGUGCAGGAUACGCUGUUGGAUUUUUCGGCUUAUGUGCCAUCAUAGCAUAUGGUUUGGAUGCAUAUUUAAAAUAUAAGGGAUGGAGGAGAGGGCUGCCAGCUCAAUGAUACCUUAUAAACUACAUCUAAAAGGUUUUUUUUAUAGAAUUUUACAUAUUUUGACUUUUUAAUCAUAUUGUAAGGUAAUGCGUAUCAAAUACACAUUAUUCAUAUUUUAAACAUAGAAUAAGAUAAAGUGGCCUUAUCUUAUGAUGAACAGAUGUACAAGAAACAUACUGAAUAUUUUUUAUAAAUAUAUUCAAGUUAUCUUAACUGUUAUAUAACUUCCAAGUAUACUUACUGAUAUAGUAAAAGUAAAGCACAUUUAAAUUUAAUUUUGAGCCAAAUUAAAGUUAAGCAUAAUUCUUUUUUUUUUUUUUUCUUAAAUGGUUUUGGUUUUGAUCAUCAGAAUAAAACAGACAGAGGUAGAUGUAUUAAUUUUGUAAAACUUUAUUGCACAAUUAUGUAACUUGCGUUUAGCUAAAGGUAGACUUAACCUUCUGCAACUGAGGUGGUAGUCCAUCGGACACCGCUGACUAAACAAAAUGUCACCGUUCCUAAAUAUAGCAUCAUAUAGUCCCGUCACAUUUUGAUUGCUGACUAAAAUUAACAUCAAACUCAACUCAGCUGCAGAAAGUUGAAACUUCUUCACCAGUCAACCUGUAGGUUUGCAAAGAAUAUAUGUUAAUUUGUUAUUAA
Messenger RNA from Melitaea cinxia (Glanville fritillary), 1101 nucleotides. RefSeq names its product proteolipid protein 2-like. Bases 1 to 471 code for a protein of 156 amino acids. The record is from RefSeq and is a predicted model, not a curated record. The transcript is spliced from 3 exons. Lineage: Eukaryota; Metazoa; Arthropoda; Insecta; Lepidoptera; Nymphalidae. Gene Ontology annotation, cellular component: membrane.